Molecule: messenger RNA, 895 nt
Organism: Guyanagaster necrorhizus
Lineage: Eukaryota; Fungi; Basidiomycota; Agaricomycetes; Agaricales; Physalacriaceae
Exons: 5
Coding region: 1-783 (260 amino acids)
Source: RefSeq, a predicted model, not a curated record
AUGCGGCUUUUUUCCGCCUGCCUGUUCUUCAUCACCUGGACCCUCUAUCUCUGUCUGGGUGGCUGUCGACCAUUUCAACUCCAAUCCCGUGUACAUCAGUACGCAAUAGGCGAUAAAAUCACCAUCAAAGUUAAGCCGACGACGUUGGGUGUGCGCAUUGGUAUUGGUACACCCAAAUAUAAAGAGUACGAAUGUACCGUGAUUGAAGGACGUGAUGGGGUGGUAUGCAGGCUGUACACCCAGAGCCAGUGGGCUGUCGCGAAGUACAACAAACCCGUCGAGAGUGAUCGCAACGCUUUGGAUCAAGCCAUUCCGUUCGGUGAGGAAGUCGCAGCGCUGAAAGAUGUUGGCUUGUACAUCAAGACUCUGACGGCUUUUGACGGGAAAAAGUGGAUGGUGAUGAAGGAUGUGAAGGUUGGUCCACCGCGGAUGUACCAUCCCAUGAAAUUAGCGGUUGAAGCUAAUACACAAGAGGAAUGCAAUUCUGUCGUGGACGCUGUUAUGGAACGAUCUGUGGAGAUGACUGAAUUUUGGAUCCAGGAGAAAGACCUUUAUCAAGAUGAUCUAAAGUCCAACAAUUGUUUUGUCACCCCGAAUUUGGACAGACUGACACUCAUUGACCAUGGUCGCUCGAGGCGGGUUACUGAAUUGACUCAGGAUAUGAAGGUCGACAUCCAAAUCAGUUCGUUGAGAGGAUUCUCUGCUUUGGGGGAAAAAUGCAACGAGAAGCCUAAGGGAGGACAAAAGAGGGAAUUUCCGCGUCUGAUCAAACCUAAAGUGUGAAACUUGGCUGGGAACACCUCGAGGAGGGACGAAGCCCAAGCCCAAGCACGAGGAAAGGCCGAUGACAGAAGACUAGGGCCCCUCUGCUCUAAGAUAAAUUCCUAUCUUAUAU